AUGCAAACCACGAAGCGUAAUGAGGUUCCUGCGGUAGUUAUGACAAAACCUCCAGCAGUGAGCGACUUUGCUAGCACUCUGACUAAUGUCAUCGCUACUGCGUCGUCGCAGCAUUCGGAGGCUAUUGAAGAACCGGUUCGAGCAGGUUUUGAUGCUGAGGUGCUCUGGCGGGGUCCAAGACUUUCGCUAAGACAUUACAGGAAUGAAGAGCAUAAAUCGCGCAGGUUUAGUUUAACAGAGGUGAUUUUGGGCCCUUCAAACAGGUUCGGCACCAGUCUUCCAACCCACAGAACAAUUACUGAAGGUGCAGAAUCCUUUUUUGGAAGGGUUCGAAAACAAUCUGUUACUGAAGAUGAGCGCUUUAAAGAGAUAUUGCGACGGCAAAAGGAAGAUACCACUUUGAAGCCAUUUUAA
This is a messenger RNA of Enterobius vermicularis (human pinworm), 414 nucleotides long. The record is from the annotation of a GenBank genome assembly. Lineage: Eukaryota; Metazoa; Nematoda; Chromadorea; Rhabditida; Oxyuridae.